Messenger RNA from Rubroshorea leprosula, 4583 nucleotides. The record is from the annotation of a GenBank genome assembly. NCBI's taxonomy places the organism in Eukaryota, Viridiplantae, Streptophyta, Magnoliopsida, Malvales, Dipterocarpaceae.
AGUUUUGGAAGGCUUGUGGCAGCUUUAUUUUGGGCAUUAUUGGAGAUCAAGAUUGAGGAUAUUAGUGCAUGACCCGUAGUAGUGGUGGUGAUCUUGUUUCAUUUGAUCCAGAAAUUGAGAGAACUUUUAGAGAGUUCUUAAAAGAGCAAAAGCAUAACAUCAUGGCAGAAGAAGGUGAAGGACAAAAUAAUGCACACACUCUUGGUUCAUAUGCUACCCCAUCCCUUGAAGGAAUAGCAUCUAGCAUUAGGAGGCCAACGAUUCAAGCCAAUAACUUUGAAAUCAAACCAGCUAUCAUUCAAAUGAUCCAACAAACUGUCCAAUUCAGUGGUUUGCCUAAUGAAAAUCCUUAUUUGCAUAUUGCUAGUUUUCUUGAAAUUUGUGAUACUUUUAAGGCUAAUGGUGUUAGUAAUGAGUCUGUUAGGCUUACAUUAUUUCCAUUUUCUUUGCGUGAUAAAGCCAAGAGUUGGCUUCAAUCUUUUCCUGCAGGCCAUUUUACCGUAUGGAAUGUUUUGGUAGAUAAAUUCAUAGCUAAUUUUUUUCCUCCUUCGAAAAUAGCUAAGUUGAGAGAUGACAUUACUACUUUCGUUCAAUUUGAUAAUGAGUCAUUAUAUGAGGCAUGGGAAAGAUUUAAGGAACUGCUUAAGCAAUGUCCAAAUCAUGGUUUACCUGUUUGGCUCCAAGUGCAGACUUUUUAUAAUGGUAUGACUACUCCUAAUCGUUCUAUAAUUGAUGCAGCUACAGGGGGUAAUCUUAUGAAUAAGAUAGAGGAGAAUGGUUAUAAGCUGUUAGAUGAAAUGGCCUCUAAUAGCUAUCAAUGGACUAAUGAUAGAGCUACCAAAAAGGGAGUUGGUUUACAUAAUGUUGAUGCUUUUACUUCUUUAUCUGCUCAAAUUUCUGCUUUGAAUAAAAAGUUAGAUAAUUUAGGAGCGUCAGCUAUGAGUAUUUCAUCUAAUAGUUGUUGUGAAUUGUGUGGGCAAUUUGGUCAUGCUAGUGUUGAAUGUCAAGUGGGUAAUUCAGUUCAAUCUUCUAAUGAGCAAGCUAAUUUUGUUUCUUCUGGUGGUAGGUCUAAUUUUAAUCCAUAUUCCAAUACCUACAAUCCAGGAUGGAGGAGCCAUCCUAAUUUUUCAUGGAGUAAUAAUCAAGUGAGAGUACCACCAGGUUUUCAGCAACAAAAUCAGCAAGAAAAGAAGCCAAAUUUGGAGGAGUUGGUGCACAAAUUUUUUAGUAGUACAGAAGCACGGUUUCAAAAUCAAGAAAUAAGAGUUCAAGGGGGUUUGCCAAGCAAUAGUGAAAAGAAUACAAGGGAGCAAUUGAAGGCUAUCACUUUGAGGAGUGGGAAAGAACUUAAAGAGGUAGGACAAUCUAAUGGGAAAGAAGGUGUGGAAGCUGGUGAAUCAAAGCAAGAGGAGGAGCCUAAAAGACUUUUUCAUGAUCCGAAUAUGCCAAGCUAUGCAAAAUUUUUGAAGGAGAUCCUUGCCAAUAAAAGGAAGUUAGAGGAGUUCGAGAUGGUGAAGUUAAAUGAAGAGUGUUCUGCUAUUCUUCAGAAUAAGUUACCUCCUAAGUUGAAGGAUCCAGGGAGUUUUUCUAUUCCUUGUAUUAUUGGCAAUGUUAAUUUUGAUAAGGCUUUGUGUGAUUUGGGUGCUAGCAUUAAUUUGAUGCCUUUUCACGUAUUUAGGAAACUUGGAUUAGGAGAACCUACACCUACCACAGUUUCUCUUCAAUUGGCAAAUAGGAGCAUUAAAUAUCCAAGAAGAGUGGUAGAGGAUGUUUUGGUAAAAGUUGACAAAUUUAUCUUUCCUAUUGAUUUUAUUGUUCUUGACAUGGAAGAGGAUUUUGAAAUGCCUUUAAUUCUUGGUAGACCAUUCCUUGCUACUGGUAGAGCGCUUAUUGAUGUUCAACAAGGGAAACUUAGCCUUAGAAUACAUGAUGAGGAGAUUGUUUUUAAUGUGUUUGAUGCUAUGAAAAAUUGUAAUCAUGAUGACAGUACUAUUUUAAGGAUUGAUGUGGUAGACAAUGUAGUGGCUGAAAAUUUUAAUGCUUCUAGAUUAGAUGAUCCUAUUGAUAAUUGCAUUGUUAAUGCUUUGGAUGUGAAAGUUGAUAGUGCAGACAAUAACAUUUUGGAGGCAGCAGCUAUUCUUGGGGAAAAAUGCCAUAGGCAGCCACAAAAAGGAGGGAAUUUUCUGCCCUUAGAUGCACCGUCCACUGUGACAGUCAAGCCAUCCAAAGAGGAGCCCCCUACUCUUGAAUUAAAACCUCUUCCUUCUCAAUUAAAAGCUAUAGGAUGGAGCAUAGCGGAUAUCAAAGGAGUUAGCCCUUCGGUUUGCAUGCAUAAAAUUCUGCUGGAGGAGGGCCACAAGUCGAUUGUUCAGCCUCAAAGACGCCUUAAUCCUAACAUGCAAGAGGUGGUAAAAAAGGAGGUAAUCAAAUGGUUGGAUGCAGGUAUUAUUUUUCCUAUCUCUGAUAGUACUUGGGUGAGCCCUGUGCAAGUAGUGCCUAAAAAGGAUGCCAAACCUAGGUUGUUGAGAUGGAUUUUGUUGCUGCAAGAGUUUGACUUAGAAAUUAAGGAUAGAAAAGGUGUAGAAAAUUCUGUUGCUGAUCAUUUGUCUAGGAUAGAUGAGGUGUAUGUGGAAUGUGGGGAUGAUCAACUUUUUCUUGACGAGUUUCCAGAUGAGCAAUUGUGUUUAGUUUCUUUGUGUGCUUUGUCUUCUUUACCUUGGUACACAGAUUUUGUUAAUUAUCUUGUGAGUAAUGUCUUACCUCCUAACUUAUCUUUUCAACAGAACAAGAAGUUCUUUUCUGAUAUUAAACAUUAUUUGUGGGAGGAACCAUUUCUUUACAAGAUAUGUGGCGAUGGAAUGAUUCGGAGAUGUGUACCACAAGAAGAGGUAAAUGCAAUUUUGAGUUUUUGUCAUGACAAAGAAGUUGGUGGUCAUUUUGGUGCCUCCAAAACAACAUCUAAGGUUUUGCAAUGUGGAUUUUAUUGGCCUUCUUUAUUUAAAGAUGCUUAUGCUUAUGUAAGUGCAUGUGACCAAUGCCAAAGAACUGGUAAUAUUUCUAGGAGACAUGAAAUGCCUUUGACUAAUAUUUUGGUGUGUGACAUAUUUGAUGUUUGGGGCAUAGAUUUCAUGGGUCCUUUUCCUUCAUCUUUUGGCAAAGCAUAUAUUCUUGUUGCGGUAGAUUAUGUGAGUAAAUGGGUAGAGGCUGUUGCAUGUUCUACUAAUGAUGCUAGGGUGGUGGUUAAAUUUUUGAAGAGUAAUAUUUUCACUAGAUUUGGCACACCUAGGGCUGUUAUUAGUGAUGGAGGUAAACACUUCUGUAAUAGGCAAUUUGAAAAUUUAUUGGCUAAAUAUGGUAUUACCCAUAAAAUUGCUAUUCCAUAUCACCCUCAAACAAGUGGACAAGUUGAGGUGUCUAAUAGGGAAUUGAAAAGAAUUUUGGAAAAAACAGUUAACUUGUCUAGGAAAGAUUGGUCACUCAAAUUAGAUGAUGCACUUUGGGCUUAUAGGACAGCUUACAAAACUCCGAUAGGUAUGUCUCCUUAUAGAUUAGUUUUUGGUAAGGCUUGUCAUCUUCCUGUGGAACUUGAGCAUAAGGCAUAUUGGGCUAUUAAAUACUUGAAUUUUGAUUUGAAAGAUGCAGGUGAACAUAGAAAAUUGCAGUUAAAUGAAUUGGAAGAAUUACGACUUGCUGCCUAUGAAAAUGCCAAGAUCUACAAGAAACGAACCAAGGCAUGGCAUGAUCUACAUGUGCACAAGAAAGAGUUUCAUGUGGGUGACAAGGUUCUUCUUUUCAAUUCUCGACUGCGACUCUUUCCAGGUAAGUUGAAAUCCUGAUGGAGUGGUCCUUUUGUGGUGACUAAGGUUUUCCCUUAUGGAGUUGUUGAAAUUUCACAUGAUACUAAGGGAACGUUUAAGGUAAAUGGCCAAAGGUUGAAAAUUUAUGUUGAAGGUGGUAAUUUUCCAGCAUUUAAUUCCACCAUUUUAUUGAAAGACCCUUGAUCAUUUUGCAGUGAUAGUCAAGCUAAUGACUAUAAAGAAGCACUUAAUGGGAGGCAACCCAUAAAAAAAAAAAAUUGUUAUUUGACAUUUUUUUGUUUUGCAUUGAGUUAUUUAAUUCUUUUAUUCAUUUUUUUUUAAGUUUGUUCUUUGACAUUUUCUUUUUAUUCAAUUCUUUUAUUCAUUUUCUUUUUUCUAAUUUUGGCUGGGUUAGCUUUUUAUUACCCUUUUUGUAGCAGUUUAGACAACUAUAACAAGAACUUUUGGCUCUAGAGGAACACACUGCAUGUCUAUAACAAGAAGAGCAAGAUAGGGGAGUAUUGUCUUUCUUCUCUUAUUUAAUUUUUUUACAUUGAGGACAAUGUUAAUUUUAAGUUUGGGGGAGGAUAUUUUUUUGUGUUCUUGCUUUUGUUGUGGUUUGAAGUGAUAGAAUAUUGGAUGCAUGUGUGCGAGUUUAAGUUUCCAGCAUGGUAUGAAUAUAGUCAGAUGAGCCUAUACAUAUUUUUGUUGCAUAGAUGCUGCAAGUGAGGGAUAUUGUUCUUUUUUUAUGAUUAGGUCAAAAUUUAAUAAUACCUUGAUGAGAGG